AUGUCCGAGCAGCUGACUUUGUACCUCCACAAGCUCUCGCCCUAUAGCGCAAAGGUCGAACUGGCUCUUGUAGAAGCCAAUGCACCCUACAGAACCUACCAAGUCGAUCUCUCCAAUAAACCAGAGUGGUUCGCCAGUAAAGUGAACCCAAUCGGCAAGGUGCCUGCUGUAACAUAUGGGGGACCCAAUGUCGAGCCCGAUGAUCCUUCGCCCCUGUCCGCCAAAAUUGCGGAAUCGAACAUCAUCCUUGAGUUCUUGGCGGACCUUUAUCCAGACUCAGGCCUCCUGCCAAAGGAUCCUGUUCUGCGCGCAAAAGUCCGUUUCUUCGUCGAUGUGACUACUAAACAGGUCGAAGCACCAUUAUACGAUUUCAUCCGAGGGCAGGAGUCAUAUGACAAUGUCCUGAAGGGGAUUGAAUUUAUUCAAGGACUUCUCGAAGAAGGUAGAGAUUUCGCGGUCGGAGAUCACUACAGCAUCGCAGAUGCAUGCAUUUCUCCGGGUCUCGCAAGGCUCAAGAUCAUCACCGAAACUGACCUAGGGAAAUUCCCUGUCGGAAUGGGGUAUAAGUUAGGGGAGGAGUUAAAAGGACCGAAAUUUGCCAGAUUCAGGAAAUACGCUCAAGGAAUGCUGGACCGUCCGAGCUUGAAGCAAACUCAUGAUGAGGAGUAUACAACAACAUUCUUCAAGACGAGGUUCACUGAGCGCGUACAGUGA
Suillus discolor is the source of this 714-nucleotide messenger RNA. Its product is annotated as thioredoxin-like protein. Gene Ontology annotation, cellular component: cytoplasm. Bases 1 to 714 code for a protein of 237 amino acids. The transcript has 6 exons. Lineage: Eukaryota; Fungi; Basidiomycota; Agaricomycetes; Boletales; Suillaceae. The record is from RefSeq and is a predicted model, not a curated record.